Messenger RNA from Saccostrea cuccullata (small rock oyster), 592 nucleotides. RefSeq lists its product as uncharacterized. The record is from RefSeq and is a predicted model, not a curated record. The coding region runs from base 53 to 592 and encodes 179 amino acids. The transcript is spliced from 5 exons. NCBI's taxonomy places the organism in Eukaryota, Metazoa, Mollusca, Bivalvia, Ostreida, Ostreidae.
AAAGGCAUAUCUAUAAAACGCAUGUAAAGCUCAUUUUCUAUUCAAAAAGAGCAUGAUAAUCAAUAUAUUUCUUUGCUUGUUGGGGUGUUUGACGGUGAAUGCAGUACGAAUAAAGCUUGGGGAUGUUGUUCAAGAAAUCACAGAACCCACUUCGGUUCAAGUUUCAAAUAUAAACUGUUCAGACAACGGAGCACUUGUCUUCCGAGGAGGUGAUCCAACUAGAUUUUUUGGUUCACGAUGUCUUCCUCCGCCAGGAACUGUAAAACAAUGUGCAGUUUUCAACGCUGGUGCACUUGAAGCGUUUGUGUGUCCACAGAAAAGCUACCUCAAUGGACUCAGCUCUGAAGGAGGACAGAGAGGGCUCAUAUGCUGUUCAGUGUUUGGAAUUUCCUACAAUGACAAAGAAUGUGGAAGAUGGUUUCGAACGCAACAAAACUUUGUAUCACCAUUUGGGACCGGAUAUUUAGUUACCGGAAGUCAACCAAUUCCAGACGGAAUGGGAGGUUAUCUUGGUUUUGUCAUCAGGGAAUGCCUAUACAGAAAAAGUCACGACAAGUUUAAUUAUCACAAACAUAUCUAUUUUUCGAAAUAA